AGUGACAGUGCAUGUUUGUGUUUGCAGUGAUAUUGACCUCGGUUGGUUUUACAAAGUUUUCAUCUCAGUUCCUUUAGUUUCCUAUGAACAAUUACAAUGGAAGGUUCAAGUUCUAAGGAUAGUUCAGUAGCUUCGAGUCCUUUUUCUUCACCCAAUGUCAGUGCCCUGCUCAAGAUUAAGAUCAUUUCAUGGUGCCAAGAAACUGGACUUCCUCUUUCAAUUCGUGUUCGAGUAGGCGAAAGAACCUUCAGCCUGCAUAAGCAUCCAUUGUUUUCAAAGAGUGGAUACUUUCAGAAGAGAUUGACUGAAUCGAAUGAGCUUGAGUUGCCACAAGAUUUCCCUGGAGGACCUGAAACAUUCGAGAUGAUUAUAUUGUUCAUCUACGGCUCCACCACAUUGGUUGACCCCUUUAAUGUGGCGGCCCUGAGGUGUGCAGCCGAGUUUCUUGAAAUGACAGAAGAGUACUGCACCGGCAACCUCUGCGAGCGGUUCGAUCUCUAUUUGAACCAAGUGGUGUUGCAGAGUUGGGAUGACACAUUGAUUGUUCUCCAGAAAUGUCAAAUGUUGCUCCCCUGGUCCGAGGAGCUGUUAAUCGUGAGCCGGUGCAUCGAGUCCUUGGCCUUUAUGGCCUGCAUGGAGAUUCUUGAUCCAGAGAGGAGAAGGGACAAACCAGUUGUUAUAUUGGAAGCAUUGACUGGUGAGGCUUGGAACAGUGAAACAGUGAAAGCAAUAGCGAGCAAGGACUUAUGGAUCAAGGAUCUCAUAGCCCUACCAUUUGGAUUCUUCAAAAGGAUAAUUGGGUCCUUAAGAAGGCAAGGAAUGAAAGAAAAAUAUGUGACUCCCAUCAUUGUUUUCUAUGCAAAUAAAUGGGUACUCUCCAAGAAGACUCACCAAUACUGGGAGAACUCAGGUGAGAAAAUUGCUGACAGUGACUCAGACAACAAGGUUUCUGCCAUUUUACAAAGGAUUCUUGAUUUACUGCCAAUUGGGGAGAAGGCCAGUAGGGCCAUUCCUGUUGGAUUCUACUUUGCAAUGCUUUCUAGAUCCUUAGAAUUUGGUUUAACAAGUGAUAGACAAGUGAAAUUGCAAGACCAGAUAGCAACUAUGUUACACUUUGCCCAAGUGGAAGAUUUCCUCCUCCCACAGAUUGGAACAGAGUCCAUUUCAUCAAGCAAGGAAUUGGCUACUAUGAAGACCAUAUUUUCAACUUUUGCAUCGUUUAACAUGGAGACCAACCCUUCUCCUUCAGCAAGCAACUCCAUUGUUGCAGAAUUAUGGGACACAUACCUCUCCCAUAUGGCUUCUGAUCCACAAAUGGAGCCUAAUAAGUUCAUGGAACUCCUCGAGUUAUUACCCAUAUCUUACCGUCAGACACAUGAUCAGCUUUAUAGAGCAAUGAAUAGCUACCUACAGGCACAUAGAGAUAUAACACAAGAAGAGAAGGGAUCAGUCUGCAAAUACCUAAACUGCCAAAAACUUUCACAAGAGGCAUGCAUUGAAGCAGUUCAAAAUGAGUUGAUGCCACUGCGACUGAUAGUCCAGGCUCUCUUCGUUCAACAGCUAAGCACCCACCAAGCAUUUAAAGAAUGCUCCGACUCAUUGAGGUUCACAGGUCAGUUCUCCGGCAGCCUGUCGAGCUCAAGAUGUCCGAACUCAAGACCCUUAGACCCGGGAGAAAGUCCAUACAAGGACGCAGUAGAGUCGCCAAACAGCAAACCUUUGAGCUUGUUCCUACAAGAUGACCUUCCAGCAAUGGAGAGGAACUAUGAAUCAACGAGCUUUAGACUACAGAACCUUGAACAAGAGUUAAUGUCAUUGAAAAAGAGCCUUCAAUGGCAUGAAAUGUCGAAGAAAACAAAUUCCAAUCCCAACAAAUCGCAGUGUAUCAAACCGUAUGCAUUAGAAAGAAGAUCGGGGAGCAAGAGAAAGAAUACUCUGGGAGAAGUAACGAGUUGCAUAGGCUCUGUAAAUUUUUCUUCGCAAAGGAAAUAUGCUAGUAGGUUGAUUAAGAUCUUUCGUAGAUUGUCGUUGUUUGGGAUUAGAAAAUCAAAGAGAAAGACAGGAGCUAGUGGUCUGUGGGCUAAGUCAAUCUAGCAGAUUAAAAUGUAUGAAAAACAAAAAAUCCACAAAUGCAAUGAAAAACAUUUUAAGGCAGGGCCAGUAGAUUGUAGUGUUAAUCUGAU
Gossypium raimondii (Peruvian cotton) is the source of this 2183-nucleotide messenger RNA. RefSeq names its product BTB/POZ domain-containing protein At5g48130. Bases 97 to 2094 code for a protein of 665 amino acids. Gene Ontology annotation, molecular function: protein binding. The record is from RefSeq and is a predicted model, not a curated record. The transcript is spliced from 4 exons. NCBI's taxonomy places the organism in Eukaryota, Viridiplantae, Streptophyta, Magnoliopsida, Malvales, Malvaceae.